AUGCUCGCCCUUGUUUCGUUACUCGCCCUCGUUAGUGGAGCAUGCGCGCUUCCCAAUGCUCAAGCCUCGGUCCCCGCCGCGCUCCAAUCGAAUUUGGCUUACCGCUCCCCUUCGCUCAGUGUCCGAGCUCUUGAAAUCGAUACCGGAGCCGUAUUCUCGAGGAAGCGUUGGGCCAGCACCUUCAGCGGAAACCUAUCUUUCCCAUUCGGUGUCGCUUCCGGUGAUCCGUAAGUUUCAUGAUGAUGCUUGACCUCCAUGCCACGUGGGGAGCGGGACGGGACGGAGUUUCUUACCCGAGUCGCCUCCUGUCGGAGUUCCCGCGAGCCUGCACGUGCGCUCCUGUCGGUGUUAUCGUCGGGGACUGACAGUGUAUUUAUGAAAAAAUAUACUCCCGUAGUUAUUCUGAUUCGGCUGUGCUGUGGACCAUGCCUCGCAAGGUCGAUCCCGAGGGACUUUAUGGAGGCAACGCAUACCCGCCGAUUUGCCUGCUCUGGGUCGUCGCCCCGUCCAACAGCUCAUUCAAGAUCGAUGAUUCAGUUCAACACGGCUAUGUGCAGACGACUAUCGAUAUCGGCUUUUCCGUCAAGGUGAUCGCGGACAACCUCAAACCCUACACCAAGUACUACUACCGCUUCGAGUCGUGCGAAGGCGAGCCUGAUCUCGGCGUUUCCCCCGUCGGAUCGUUCAAGACGCUGCCCUCGGAAGAUGCCGAUGUCGAGAAGCUGCGUUUGGCCGUUUUCAGUUGCAGCAACUACCCCUUCGGUUUUUUCAACGCUUACGGCGCCGCGGCCAACAACAGUGAUCGUUUGGACUACGUCCAGCACGUCGGUAAGUUCUCACACCUUUCAGCCUUGUGAAUUGAGAUGUUCCUCUCUGAUUCGAGUUUUCCCGAUGUUCUUCAACUCCAGGUGACUACAUCUACGAGUACGCCAACGGUGCUUACGGAGAUGGAACCGCUCUCAAUCGCAUCCCGCAGCCCCUUCGCGAAUGCUCCUCGCUCCAGGACUACCGCGACCGCUACGCCACCUACCGUAGCGACCCCGACUUGCAAAAGCUGCACCAGCUUCUGGCUUGGCAAACGGUGUAAGUGAAUCCUGAUGGCCGAGUCGUUCCCGCAACCUUCAGCUCGAUCUAGAUCUCCGGAUAUAUCUGAGUCGGACUUAGACUAAUUGGAACCCCUGAAUCUUCCCUUCCUCCAGCUGGGACGACCAUGAAGUCGCCGACAAUAGUUGGGCGCAUGGGUCCGCCGACAGCAACGACACCGUUCAAGGUCAGAUCGGGCUCAACCAGUUCAGUGCUCGCAAGGCCAACGCUGUUCGAGGUGGGUUUGCAUCUUCUAGUAUCAAAUAAUAUGUUGAUGCUCGGGUCGCAUCGUCGCUGAUCGGUUCUGCUGCUUCGAUCUUAGCCUACUUUGAGUGGAUGCCGAUCCGACAAGUCGAAACCGACGACAAGCUCCGCAUCUGGCGCACAUUCAAGCUGGGCAAGCUGGCGACGAUGAUCAUGCUCGAUACUCGCCAAUACGACCGCUCUCUCACCGAUGUGUACUACAACACCAAACAAGUGGCCGCCGUCGCCGAUUCGUCGAGUCGUUCGAUGACCGGAUCAAAGCAACAAGUUUGGUUCUUCGAUCAGCUUAAGCAACAUCAGGCACGAAAAGCUACGUGGCCCCUCAUCAUGCAGCAGGUCGUAUUCUCUCGAGUCAACUACACAAUCGCGACUGAAGGAAGCACCGACUUCGACUUUGACGCAUGGGAAGGCUAUCGCUACCAGCGCGAGCAGAUCCUGCAGUUCAUCAAGAAGCAGAAGAUUGAGAACACGGUCGUCCUCUCGGGCGACUCGCACGCUUCUUGGGUCUUUGAUUUGGUCGAGACCAACUCGACGACCUACAACCCUGCGACCGGUGAAGGUGCCUUGGGAGUCGAGUUCGCUGGAUCGGCCGUCUCUUCGCCAUCGUCGUACGGCCAUGGCCCGAGCUUUACCGAUGAAGUCUACAGUGAGUGAAGGUCACGUCUGGGGUAUUGCGGUGUGAAAAGUACUGACCCGUUAUUUGGCUCUCGCAGAGGGUAUCGCCAAGAACCUCACCCUUGCGUCUCCUUCCCUGCUCUACGCCGAAGGCAAACUCAGGGGUUACUUCGAGCUACUCGUCACCCCCAAGGCGGUUCAAGCUCACUACUAUGGCUUCGUGGACCAAGCGACUCGCAACUCUAACGUGACAGAGAUGGGCGUCUUCGAGACCCUCCUUGGCGCCAACAGGAUCACACGUCCUGUCAACAGCGGCAUCAUUCCUGUUUACGGGGCUCUCGGUGCUCACUUGUGA
Microbotryum saponariae is the source of this 2317-nucleotide messenger RNA. NCBI's taxonomy places the organism in Eukaryota, Fungi, Basidiomycota, Microbotryomycetes, Microbotryales, Microbotryaceae. The record is from the annotation of a GenBank genome assembly.